Molecule: messenger RNA, 718 nt
Organism: Ipomoea nil (Japanese morning glory)
Lineage: Eukaryota; Viridiplantae; Streptophyta; Magnoliopsida; Solanales; Convolvulaceae
Product: non-specific lipid-transfer protein-like protein At2g13820
Exons: 2
Coding region: 37-624 (195 amino acids)
Biological process (GO): lipid transport
Molecular function (GO): lipid binding
Source: RefSeq, a predicted model, not a curated record
AGAUAUAUAGGAUCUUUAAAAAAAUAUAUACAAUCAAUGGCUUCUUCUUCUUCUUCUUCUUCUGCCAUGGCCGCUCUAGCUAUAGUGAUGGUUGUUGCGGUGUGGAAGGGGGCUUGGGCUCAAUCAAACUGCAUGACUGCUAUCGUGAGCCUGUCCCCCUGCAUGAACUAUGUCACCGGCAAUUCAUCAUCGGCGCCGUCCUCGUCCUGUUGCUCCCAGCUCGCUAACGUUGUUCAGUCAACCCCACAAUGUCUUUGCUCCCUGCUCAACGGCGGCGGUUCCUCUUUCGGCAUCAACAUUAAUCAAACGCUCGCCAUGGGCUUGCCUGCCGCCUGCAAAGUUCAGACCCCUCCCGUCAGCCGAUGCAAUGGUGCGAAUGGGCCGAGUUCUUCGGCGGCGGUGCCACCGGCGGCGACUUCUCCGGUGGGCUCUGAAACACCAUCCGAUUCAGAAACCCCCACAACGCCCUCAGGCUCAGGAUCCACAAUCCCUACAUCAGGAUCGAAAACAGUUCCCUCCACAAAUGGGUCCUCAUCGGCCGGAAACAACGUCGGAGUUUCUUUCCAUAUUCUCAGCUUCUUCCUCUUCGCCGCAUCAUGGGCUCUAUCUUCUGCUACAAUCUAAGCCUCCACUACUGUAUCCCAGGAUAGGAUUCUCAUACAAUCCUAAUUCCUAAGCUUUCAUCAUCUGUGGUUUUGUCGUCUUUUUUUUUUUUUUU